UUUCCUACCAUCUCUACCUCCUCUACAGAUACCUAUGUCUUCCCCACACCACCGUCUUCGGCUUCGAGAACAAUGACAAGCGAGCUUGGGUCGAGAAAGUCGUCCAGGCAAGAAAAUGGUGUUCUUACUGAUGGUACAAGGAUUUGCGCACUCAAGAAAGUUUGAGCUGGAUCGAGGCGAAGCUGUAAGUCAGGUGGACUUACGGUUGGUUGACAGGCAGGGUCCUGUGGUGGAAUGGUGGUGUUGUCUGAGUAUGCAAAACAAUCGGAAAACUGCCUCGGACAUCUCUUGUUAUGGCAGCCACGCAUUGCCCCUUCAACAAGAAGGAUGGCGCUAGCCUGUCAGUUGCGCGGGGUUGUGCCUGGUUGUUUCCCAAAUUUGAGGUUGCAGCAUCCUCCAGUAUUGUGGCUACGCCUUUGCUCUUUGGUCUUAGCCUUUUGUCCUUCGUUCUCACAGACCGCACCAUUUUUGACGAAGGGGCGAUGCGUGCCCUCCACGACAAGAGAGUUUCUGAUUGUUUAGCAGGCUCACACAACAGUUGUUCCAUUGCUGGAGCCGCGCGCCUGUCAAGCAACCAUCCACGUACGUCGACCGCAGCACUUUGUCUCGAUCCAAUUCGGACUUUCUUGAGAAUGGAAAACAAAGACAACGCUCUCACAGUCCUCGGAUCAAACACCUCGGCUGCAACUUUCUUGGCGUCAGUUUCCCUAACCCUGAGCUCCCUCAUCGGCGCAUGGAUCGCAAACAACUCCAACAUCUUCCGAAGCUCCAUCAUCUACGGUGACACCAGGCCCUCCACCAUGUCCAUCAAGUUCAUAAGCCUCUUGAUCUGCUUCAUCCUCGCGUUCUCGUGCUUCGUCCAGUCGGCCAGAUGCUUCAUCCACGCCAACUAUCUGGUCAGCAUUUCAGACAGCAACAUACCCAUCAACUACGUCGAGCUGCCAGUCAUAAGGGGCGGCGAGUUCUGGUCGCUUGGGCUCAGAGCCCUUUACUUCGCCAUUGAUUUGUUGCUGUGGUUCUUCGGUCCCAUUCCCAUGUUCGCCACCUCCGUCGCCAUGGUGGUGCUCCUCUACUACCUCGACACCAACACCACGCCUCUGCACAACCACCGCCGCCUGCCGGCCGGGAAGCCGGCGGUUGGCCUGUGAAGUGAAUCGAAUCGCGUAUGCGUUGAGAAAGCAAACGUGUAUGCGAAGGAUCCUGACGCCUUUCUUGGAAGCAAUAUGAAAUUAAUAAGCAGAAUUUUUAUGAAAUUUCGUAUAUAGUAGAUUAUGUCACACGUUAAUAUUUU
This is a messenger RNA of Diospyros lotus (date-plum), 1291 nucleotides long. RefSeq lists its product as uncharacterized. The transcript is spliced from 2 exons. The record is from RefSeq and is a predicted model, not a curated record. Bases 294 to 1148 code for a protein of 284 amino acids. Lineage: Eukaryota; Viridiplantae; Streptophyta; Magnoliopsida; Ericales; Ebenaceae.